ACCGGAAGCUGCAGCCGUUAAACACAAAAACAUGACCGCGUCGUGAUCCGGAAGUUGAUUUUCUUCUUCUGUGCCAGCUCGCAGCAGCCCGAGAGGAGCCGCAACAACGACGCCAGCGAAGGAGAGCAGCAGGCCGUCAGUCUGACAGACGUCGAUGGGGAAGAAAAGUCGCCUCACCGGAGGAGCAGUUGGUCGCAGAACGAUUCUACAGCUCUCACCCCCCGGGCUACGAAGUGGGGCUGCCGGGGAGCGGGAAGAAGCGCCCUCGGGAUCUGAUGACGAGCCGGAGGGUGAAGGCUUUAGGUUCCUGAAGGAAAGAAACACAAACAUGAAGACUCCUGCAGUGAAAGCCACAGAGGGGUUAUCGUUGCUUGGAGCUUAUGAGGACAGUGAUGAUGAAGAUGGAGACUCUCAUGGUUCAGCUGUAAAGCCUCAACUCAAUCAGUCAAAUGACAUCGACAGUACAUUGGCCAACUUCAUGGCUGAAAUUGAUGCCAUCACCACUCAGCCAGGUUCAGAUGAUGCAGCAUCUUGUCCUUCAGCACCAACCACUGAGCCUCCCAGACCCGAGGCUCAUCAGCCAGCUGCCGGUGAAGGAUCGAAUCAAAGCACAGAGUUUGAGUACAAUACUCAGUACUCACUCGCUGGAGUGGGUGUAGAGAUGGGUGACUGGCAGGAGGUUUGGGAUGAAAACUCCGGCUGUUACUACUACUGGAACACUCUGUCCAACGAGGUGUCCUGGGAGCUGCCACACUAUCUGGCUGAUCAGGUGCAAAGCAUGGGGCAGUACUCCAACAGCGCUACUGUCAAUGGCAAUGGGACAGCACAUGCAGGUUAUCCCACUGAGGCACAUGCUGCAUCUGCUGCAGCCCCAACAUUGGUGAAAGAGACCAAAGUGAAGGAGGUAAUUGAGAGUGUUGUAGGCCUCACAAGCGAAGAGGAGGAGCGCUGCGGAGUGGCUGCAUCUCUGCUGGGUCCUCUGAUCCCCUCUGAAGUGAAAGAAGCGGAAGAAAAAUGGAGAAAAAGACUGCUUAAAUGUGUGGAUGAGGCUGAGAACAGUCUGGAUUCUGAUGGGGAAGGUUUUCGCCCUGCAAGAUCCCCCUCUACCCCUCUGCGAGACAACGACCUUGUCCCCGCUGUUCAGAAAGAUCUUGGCACCAAGAAGGAGUCAGGAGAAAACUCAGAUGCUGAGGAGGGGACAGAGGAGGACACAAUGGAGCUGGAACUGGCUUUGGAGAGGAAAAAGGCUGAGCUACGAGCGCUGGAGGAAGGCGACGGAAGUGCAGGGGGCUCCAGUCCUUGCUCUGAGACGAGCCAAGAAGCCGCUGGUGCUCGCGGAGUUCUACUGAAGAAAAACCGGUGGAAGACUGCCUUUCCCUCUCUUCCCAGCCCCGACUCUAACAGCCGAGGCUCAGAUGUGCAGGACAACACAGAGACAGCACCUACUAAAGUCACUGAGAGUGUUGCCGAAGGAGAAGACAAGGAAGCAGACGGUCAUGAGGAGAAAUCAGUUACAAAAUCCAUCGUUAAAGAAGAGGUGGAAACUGCUGAGCUCAAAGUGGAAACGCCUGAGCUCAAGUUUCAGAUUGGACAACUGGCAAACACCUUAACCAGCAAGAUGGAGUUCCUGGGGAUACACAAAAAGGCGAUCUCAAACUUUCAGUUGCUUCUCCUACAAACUGAGACUCGGAUUGCUGACUGGAGGGAGGGCGCUCUGAAUGGGGUCUAUCUUCGCCGCAGGCUGCAGGAAGCUGCCGAACACAUAAAAUAUUACGAACUUAACGCCACACCUAAAGGCUGGUCCUGCCACUGGGACAGAGAGCACAGGCGGUAUUUCUAUGUGAACGACCGGACCAAUGCCUCCCAGUGGGAUUUCCCAACAGAGGAGGACAAUUCCGAGGACCUGAAGGGCAGCCAGACACAGACUUCUAGCCAAGGGGAUACCAAAACAUCAUCUGUAUGUGCUGUUGGGGCCACAGGAUCUUCUAUUUUUCCCUCUGCUGCUGCUCCACCAGCACCUCCUCAGCCCAGUGCAGCAACCUUCUGGUCUCCGUCUCAACCUCCUCUUCCUGACAGCCCACCUCCACCUUCCAACUACCCCCCGCCUCCGCCUCUCCCGCCAGGCUCUCCACCUCCACCCCCUCCACCUCCAGACAGUGAUGGAGAGAUCAUGGAGGUGGAGAUGGAGAUGGAUGAUGAUAACGACGGGGAGCCUCCCGCUCCUGGAACAGAAGAAGAUGCUGGCGUGAGGCCUCCUUUACCUCCAGGCACUGCUAGCAUGAAGAUUGUGGAGUCGUCGAGCACCUUGGGGAAGAGUCAGAAACGUAAAGCCGGUCAGCUGAAUAAAGCCAUUACGAUUGGCAGCAGUCCCAUCCUCUACACACAGCCUGCUGCUGCCACCGCCGCCCCUUUAAUCUCAGCAACAGCCUACUGGGGCAUGCCGGCUGUCGCUGCUCCUCUCGUCCCAUGUGAACCUCCUCCUCCACCUGUCCCAGCCCUACCUCCUCAACCACCACUGCCACCAUCCCAGCCGCCCUAUGAGCCACCUACAGCUAAAGCUCUGCCCAUAGACAAGACCAAAAAAGGGAAAAAGGAUAAGUCAAAAAAGAGUAAGAUCAAAAUGCCAUCGCUGGUGAAGAAGUGGCAGAGCAUCCAGAAGGAGUUGGAUGAGGAAGAGAAAAGCAGCUCCAGUGACGAGGACCGAGAUCAGCUUAACAAGAAGAGUAUCGAGGACUGGAAGCAACAGCAGUUCUUGACAGGGAAAGCUUCAAAGAAUGCCAACUUCGAGGCACUUCCUGACGACUGGCGGAACCGGAUAAAGAAACGGAAGUUAGCAAAUAACACGUAACAUCCGGCUUGUGUCAUACAUACACCCACCAUUUCAUUUUUUCAAAAUCCACUCCAACCAUUACCAUUAAGAUCAUCCUCCACCAGCUUAAGUUUUUUUUUAAUGAUCUGUGGACAUUAAGAGGCCCUUACAUGGCAGGCCAUCCACCAGAGGGGUUUGAAUGUCAUUUUCUUUUUUUUUUUUUGUAGCCACAAUUGUAAAUGUGCCAAAUGUCUUGAGUUCAUCAGAAAUACACCACCACCAUUAUGUAUAGACCCCCACCUAGAUGACCACCACAGUUUGUUUGGAGGGAUUGUCUAUUUUAUUGAACAUUUUUACAACUGUGUACAUAAAAAUGAAUAACGGUAUAAGUCAAGUUUGGUUUUUUUGGAAGGGGAGGGAACAUAACUGAAGUUGUACAUUUUGUAAAAAGUUAUUAAACUGUUUUUCCAAAGUCA
This is a messenger RNA of Acanthopagrus latus (yellowfin seabream), 3285 nucleotides long. RefSeq names its product formin binding protein 4 (gene fnbp4). Lineage: Eukaryota; Metazoa; Chordata; Actinopteri; Spariformes; Sparidae. The transcript has 17 exons. Gene Ontology annotation, molecular function: protein binding. Bases 155 to 2848 code for a protein of 897 amino acids. The record is from RefSeq and is a predicted model, not a curated record.